Molecule: messenger RNA, 1428 nt
Organism: Megalops cyprinoides (Indo-Pacific tarpon)
Lineage: Eukaryota; Metazoa; Chordata; Actinopteri; Elopiformes; Megalopidae
Gene: adprs
Product: ADP-ribosylserine hydrolase
Exons: 6
Coding region: 218-1378 (386 amino acids)
Cellular component (GO): mitochondrion; nucleus
Source: RefSeq, a predicted model, not a curated record
CAGAGUCCUGGCUCCUGGCAAGCCAUCUUCACGACAGAAAGUGAUUUUUGUGCUCGUGUAUUCGCCCUUGCUUGGUAAUGUGGCACUGGGUUGUACUGUGACAGCGCUGGACGGACAGGAAAAGGGGCAGUGGGCGGUGGUAGACGAGAGAGAAAGUGGGUCGUGCAGUCAACCUACGGAGCAGUCAAAACCAAAACAAGUCCAAGUUCACGGGGCAAUGACGGCGGCGGCGGUAACACGACUCGGCGCGGGAGCGCCUGCCUCGCUCGCCCGGUUUCGAGGGGCUCUGGUCGGCGCAGUUCUGGGAGAUUGCUUAGGCGGGGAGUUCGAGGGAGCGGAGGAGCUUCCAAUGGAGCGAGUUCUGCAGCACCUGAACGGGUUAGACCAGGACACCCGCGGCGAUGGUAUCCUGCAGUACAGUGAUGACACGGCGAUGACCCGCUGCGUGGUCCAGUCCCUUCUUGCUCGGGGGGAGUUCGACGAGCAAGACAUGGCACACAGGUUUGCAGAGGAGUAUCGUCAGGCUCCUGGACGGGGCUACGGCGCAGGCGUGAUCCAGGUGCUGAAGAAGCUGGCAUCCCCGCGCCUCAGCGACGUCUUUCAGCCCGCACGCGCCCAGUUCGGCGGUCGCGGCUCCUUUGGGAAUGGGGGCGCAAUGAGGGCUGCGCCCUUUGCCCUGGCUUUCAGCAACAUAGAGGACGUCAAGAGGUACUCCAAGCUGGGAGCCAUGCUUACGCACUCCUGCUCGCUGGGUUAUAACGGGGCGGUCCUGCAGGCGCUGGCCGUGCACUUCUCUCUGCAUGGUGCACUAGCAGUGCCCCAGGUCUUCCUCAACAGGCUCAUCUCCGAGAUGGAGGGUGUGGAGAACGAGGACCGUGCCCGCAGCGACGCCCGGGCGCUGAAUGAGCCGGAUUUUCCAUUCUGUGCCCGACUACACAGAGUGAAGGAUCUGAUGGAGAGGAAUAGUGUCAGCAUUGAGGAGGUCAUCUCUGAGCUGGGCAAUGGAAUAGCAGCGCUACACUCAGUCCCAACGGCCAUCUUCUGUGUGCUGCACUGCCUGGAGCCGCGGGCAGGGCUGCCGGAGCGCUAUGGUGGCCUGGAGAGGACAGUGGCGUACUGCCUGGCCCUGGGUGGCGACACAGACACCAUCGCCUGCAUGGCGGGCGCCAUUGCGGGGGCACACUACGGCAGCGACGCCAUCCCCCAGUCCUGGCAGCGCUGCUGCGAGGGGGCAGAGGAGGCAGAGGCCUGGGCAGAGCACCUCCACCAGCUGUACCGUCAGUUACCACGUGGGGGCGACAGUCAGACACGGGACGGUGACACGCAACCUCAACCGCACUCUCAUGCUAACACACAGCCUAGGACGCACACAGACUGACACUUGUCUAUGCGCGCACACUACAUACACACACGCACUGACCCUUCAUA